This is a messenger RNA of Galeopterus variegatus (Sunda flying lemur), 1488 nucleotides long. It is a transcript of the gene RASGEF1A, whose product is annotated as RasGEF domain family, member 1A. The transcript has 11 exons. Lineage: Eukaryota; Metazoa; Chordata; Mammalia; Dermoptera; Cynocephalidae. Gene Ontology annotation, molecular function: guanyl-nucleotide exchange factor activity. Gene Ontology annotation, cellular component: plasma membrane. The coding region runs from base 1 to 1326 and encodes 441 amino acids. The record is from RefSeq and is a predicted model, not a curated record. Gene Ontology annotation, biological process: positive regulation of GTPase activity; Ras protein signal transduction.
AUGCCCCAGACAUCCAUCGUCUUCUCCAGUAUGCUCGGACCCAGCUGUAGCGGACAGGUGCAGCCCGGCAUGGGGGAGCGGGGAGGCGGGGCUGGCGGCUCCGGGGACCUCAUCUUCCAAGACGGUCGCCUCAUCUCUGGGUCCCUGGAAGCCUUGAUGGAGCACCUGGUCCCCACAGUGGACUAUUACCCCGAUAGGACAUAUAUCUUCACAUUUCUCCUGAGCUCCCGGGUCUUCAUGCCCCCCCAUGAUCUGCUGGCCCGUGUGGGGCAGAUCUGCUUAGAGCAGAGGCAGCAGCUGGAGGCCGGGCCUGAAAAGGCCAAGCUGAAGUGCUUCUCAGCCAAGAUCGUGCAGCUGCUGAAGGAGUGGACAGAAGCCUUCCCCUACGACUUCCAGGACCAGAAGGCCAUGGCGGAGCUGAAGGCCAUCACUCACCGCGUCACCCAGUGUGAUGAGGAGAACGGCACGGUGAAGAAGGCCAUUGCGCAAAUGACUCAGAGCCUGCUGCUGUCCCUGGCUGCCCGGAGCCAGCUCCAGGAGCUGCGGGAGAAGCUCCGGCUGCCAGCUGUGGACAAAGGGCCUGUCCUCAAGGCCAAGCCACCGGCUGCCCAGAAGGACAUCCUGGGCGUGUGCUGUGACCCCUUGGUGCUGGCCCAGCAGCUGACUCACAUUGAGCUGGAGAGGGUCGGCAGCAUUCACCCCGAGGACCUGAUGCAGAUUAUCAGCCACAUGGACUCCCUGGACAACCACAGGUGCCGAGGGGACCUGACCAAGACCUAUAGCCUGGAGGCCUACGACAACUGGUUCAACUGCCUGAGCAUGCUAGUGGCCACUGAGGUGUGCCGGGUGGGAAAGAAGAAGCAGCGCACCCGCGUGCUGGAGUUCUUCAUCGAUGUGGCCCGGGAGUGCUUCAACAUCGGGAACUUCAACUCCAUGAUGGCCAUCAUCUCCGGCAUGAACCUCAGCCCUGUGGCACGGCUGAAGAAAACAUGGUCCAAAGUCAAGACAGCCAAGUUCGACGUCUUGGAGGUAGAGCCCCAGCCCGUGCCAGGCCUCGUGCCCCCUCGGGUGGGGCUCCCCGCCGUGCCCGCCUCCCCGCUCCAAAAAUUUUGGGAGAUCUCCAGACAGAUCCAUGAGUUCAUGACAUGGACACAGGUAGAGUGUCCCUUCGAGAAGGACAAGAAGAUCCAGAGUUACCUGCUCACGGCGCCCAUCUACAACGAGGAAGCUCUCUUCAUCGCCUCCUUCGAAAGUGAAGGUCCUGAGAACCACAUGGAAAAGGACAGCUGGAAGACCCUCAGGACCACCCUCCUUCACAGAGCCUGACGGCGUGGACGCAGCCUGCGGAUGGACGCUGGAUAAAGCACACGCGUGAAUCGAGUUUUAAUCGUGACUGACGUGGGUUGAGAUGAGGAAGCCUCACUGGCUGGGGUCCAUUUUGUAUAUAACUUUUAUGAAAAAAAACAAAGGUCAUUAUUUCAUGCAUCA